GUUGCUGUGGCUGUGGUGUAGGCCACUAGCCUGGGAACCUCCAUAUGCCCUGGGUGCAGCCCUAAAAAGACAAAAACAAACAAACAACCAAACCAAACCAAAACAAAAGAACCCCAAAACCAGAGUGCCCUUUUAAGAACAGAUCCACAGUACAACCAUGAAUGUGCAAGUAAAAAUCACUUUAAAUAAAACAUUUCAGUACUUUGAGAUUUUUCUCCAAAGAACACAGUUGGUAUAAGCUACAAUCUGUUUUUUCCAUUUUAUUUAUUUCAAAAUGUGAGUAUUCUCUAAACUCCUGUAAUAAAACUUGUCAAUGUCUGUCAGCACAACUCACCUUUAAUCCAGGUUUAUACGUUAAAUUAGCUCUGUCUUUGCACUUUUUCAGAUUCCAUAUGCCACUGCAAUCAGGCCCAGGUAUUUGAUUAUGUUAUAUGGAUUAAAAGAUACUAGAAAUGUCAUUUCCUCCCCUUCCUGAAAAAAAAAAACAACUCCCACCACUCUUCUAACAUCUUCGAGCUAGUAUUAUUCAUUAAGUACCACUACAUUUUCUAUAGUUAUAAUUUUUUUCUUUAUCACUGGUGGUUGUAUUGGUAUAAUUGAUAAUCGAAUCCCUUAUACUUAUUUUUAUUCUUUUCCAAAAUACGGGCUAUCACAGUAUGCAAUUUUCAGAUGAUCAGUGAACACCUUAGUAAUGAAUUUAUCCUGUGGGCCAUCAGGAAGCAUCAACACAUUGGGAUUCAGGGAAUUUAGGAUUCAAAAUAGCUGGGAAGUUCAAAGUGGAGAGGUGAGAGCUUGGAAGACACUUUAGCAUUUUGCCUAGUAACUGCCCUGCUGUGCAUCAGUAGGUAACACUCCACAAUUCAAGCCAGAAUCAUGAAGCCAAUAAUGAAGCUCCCCUGUGCCCACCCCUAAACUGUAGUUUCUGGAUAGGGCUAACUAAAUUAUGACUCCAACUCAGACACUUUUGAGAGUGACGGGGGCACUAUACAAAUGUAUACAAGACCACAUAGAGCAUAUUCCAGGCAAGUUGGGGUCUAUUGUCAGCCUAUCCUCAGGUCUGACAGUGCCAACUGCUUGAGCCACAUCUGGAGUCCUUACUGAACUUUCUGGUUCCCAAACACACCUCGACUUUCUCAAUUAAGUAGUACUGGCAAAUUUCCCAUUCAGUUCUUCCUGAACAUUCUGGUUCCCAGAUAUGCCUCAAGUUUCUGAAUUAAGUAGUACUGGCAUACCUUUCCUGUGAUUCUUAUCCAGUGAAGUUUUAGAAGCAAUAAUGGUAUUGAGUUGGUUGGCAAAGCAAGUUCCUAUUAUUUGACAGGAUGUAAUUUAAAGACCAUUACUUUUUAUUUAUUAUUGGAAUAAUAAUAUGUUGGGACAUUUAUAUUCUUACCUGGUUAAACAUGCACUUUAACAGCAAUGGAAUUUAGUUUAUAUCAUUACCUUGUGUUGAGAUUAUUAACAAUGAUAAACUUAUUUUUAGACCCUAUAUAAUAGCCAACACUGAACAUUGCUAUUUGAAUGGAUAAAUUAACUUGUCAUGUUUUUUAAGAAAAUCAUCACAUUUUCAUUCAUGCUUUAUAAGAAGAGUAACACUUACAAUCAGAAUUUGAAAAAUAUUGACACUAGAAUCAUUCUAAAGGAGCAGAGAAGUGUAAAAACAUUUUAGUAGCAUGCAUAUAUUGAUGAAUCAAGUGCCCUCAUUCUUGUAAAUUUCCUUAUUCACAAAUGUUUUAUUUUCAGAUGUUAAUAAUUAUGAGUUCAAAAUUAUUGAUUUCUUUUAAAAUACCUUCUAUAAUUCACAAUAUCAUUAAAAACAAGAAAUUAACCUUUGGAUAACUAGAAGCUCCAUUUUUCAGUUUCUCAUGUUUGGAAAAAGAGAAAUUUCAAGUUUUAUCAGUAUUAGAGGUAUAUUAAUGGAGAAUUUCAUUUAUUGAGUAUUUGAUUCCAAGAAUUUUGAGAGUGAGAAAGUAUUUUUACUGCGGGUGAUGAAAACAUUAUUGACACUUAUAAAAAUUAUGAGAUAAUGCCCAAACUGUGUUUCUGGGGUAUUUGGAAAGUGUAAAUAUAACGAUGAAAUGAGUUGUCUCUGACCAUAGAAAUCAUACAUUUUGAAUUAUUUUCUUUUGAAUCAUAAUUAGGAUUCUUUUUGCCCUGUAAGAUAUAUACCAAAAAAGUGAAAUUUCUCCCUGUAUAAAUGAUUUCUCAGUAAAAAUAUUGCUGUUUUCUUAAAGACAGGAACACCCCUCAGACUGCAGUAGCAAUAUGUAAAAGCUUUGUAGAGUGGCACUAUUCUUAAGGUAAUAAUUUCCCCCAAGGAGCCAGUUUUAUUCCUGAGAAUUAUGAAAAUCAUGUGUGGCUAAACUGAGCCCUGAGAAUAACCACCACUUAGAGAGCACUCGUUCUCCUCUAGGUACUGUCCUUGGCGGCUAAUAUAUCAGAAUGCAUGCAACUCCUGUAUUACUAUGAAGAUGUCAUAAAUGUUAGGAAAGUGGAAACUAAGACAGAGAGAAGUUAUUUUCCCUAAGUCUCCUACUUAGUCAGCUGGAGACUAGAAAUCAGAACUGGGACAUUUCUGAUGCUGAAACCUGUGAUCGUCUCUCUACCUUCUAGUGAUGACUAGAAUUUAGAAGUUGUAAAUACCUCACAGAGAAUUGAGAUGGGUCUAAAUAUAUUUAAGGUUUAUUGAACAUCAAAACUAGGUCAUAGGAGAAGUGAGUUAAAUGGUAUCACUUGAAGAGACAAAUCUGUUAUCCAACAAAAUUCUAGUACACCCAGUAUUACACAAAUAUUAAGGGUGUUUCAAAUUUAACUAGUGACAAUCAUGGUUAGGGACGCAGUUACUUCUCUGUGAUUCUCCAAGAAAAUGCUCCACCAGGGAUUAGCCACUGUGAAUACAUGUGAAUCUUUGAAAGUCCAGAGAGAUACAAAUAUGCAGUAUGUAUGAUAUACACAAGAUAUAUGUGAGUCUUCGGCAGUCCGUAGAUAUUCAAGUAUGUAAAGAUAGAAUGAAAAGAUGAGUUGUUAAACUCAUGGAAUUGUACUUACACAUUAAGCCACCGGAUGUCGCUGUCUUCCACAAAAUGACCUCAGAACAAAGGCAUAAUCCUGUUUCUCAAGACGAAAGGAAAGAGCUGCACUCGGAGAUCUCAGCCAUUUCGAUAAAAUGCGAUGCAACAAAUCAAACAGGAAAAAUCGGAGUUUAUGCGUGUGUUCUCGACUGCCACGUCAUUGAUUUACAAAACAGACGGGGAAAGUAUGAUGUUGGUCUUCAGACGCUGUGGGCUGAGAACCCAAAACCUGCUUCUCUCCUUUCUGCUCCUCGCAGCCUGGGAGGCGGGGAGCAGCCACGUCCGCUACUCUGUCCCGGAGGAAGCCAAACACGGCACCUUCGUGGGCCGCAUCGCCCAGGACCUGGGGCUGGAGCUGGCGGAGCUGGUGCCGCGCCUGUUCCGGAUGGCGUCCAAAGGCGGCGGGGACCUUCUGGAGGUAAAUCUGCAGAAUGGCAUUUUGUUUGUGAAUUCUCGGAUCGACCGGGAGGAGCUGUGCGGGCGGGGCUUGGAGUGCAGCAUCCACCUGGAGGUGAUCGUGGAGCGGCCGCUGCAGGUGUUCCACGUGGAGGUGGAGGUGAGGGAUAUUAACGACAAUCCGCCUCUCUUCUCCGCCUCAGAGCAAAAGCUCUCAAUUCCCGAAUCUCGACUGCUUGACUCUCGGUUUCCUCUAGAAGGCGCAUCUGAUGCGGAUGUUGGAGAGAACGCAAUGCUUACUUACAGACUCAGUCCAAGUGAGUUUUUUGCUCUUGAUAUUAUAAACAAAAAGGACAAAGGCAAAUUUCCAGUGCUUGUUCUACGAAAACUGCUGGAUCGUGAAGAAAAUCCCCAGCUUCAGUUGUCAUUAACCGCAACGGAUGGAGGCAAACCGGAACUUACCGGAUCUGUUACUCUGCUGAUACUGGUGUUGGAUGCCAAUGAUAAUGCGCCCAUAUUUGACCGAUCCCUUUAUGAAGUUAAAAUGCGUGAAAAUUCAGCGAACCAAACGUUAGUCAUAAGGCUGAAUGCAUCUGAUGCAGAUGAAGGAAUAAACAAGGAAAUAAUAUAUUCAUUUAGCUCUUUGGUCCCACCCAGCAUAAGAAGUAAAUUUCUAAUUAAUGAAAGCACAGGAGAAAUAAGAGUCAAUGAUGCAAUUGACUUUGAAGAUAGUAACACUUAUGAAAUUCAUGUAGAUGUUACAGAUAAAGGACAACCACCUAUGGUUGGUCAUUGCACCGUCUUAGUGGAAAUACUGGAUGAAAAUGAUAAUUCACCUGAGGUGAUUAUCACUUCCUUGGCUCUUCCAGUGCGAGAGGAUGCGCAGGUGGGCACCACCAUCGCCUUGAUCAGCGUAUCGGACCGUGACUCGGGUGCCAAUGGGCAGGUGACCUGCUCUCUGAUGCCCCACAGCCCCUUCAAGCUGGUGUCCACCUUCAAGAAUUACUAUUCGCUGGUGCUGGACGGCACCUUGGACCGCGAGAGCGUGGCGAGCUACGAGCUGGUGGUGAGCGCGCGGGACGGCGGCUCGCCUUCGCUGUGGGCCACGGCGCGCGUGUCGGUGGAGGUGGGCGACGUGAACGACAACGCGCCGGUGUUCGCGCAGCCCGAGUACACGGUGUUCGUGAAGGAGAACAACGCGCCCGGCUGCCACAUCUUCACGGUGUCGGCGCGCGACGCGGACGCGCAGGAGAACGCGCGGGUGGCCUACUCGCUGGUGGAGCGGCGGGUGGGCGAGCGCGCGCUGUCGAGCUACGUGUCGGUGCACGCGGAGAGCGGCCAGGUGUUCGCGCUGCAGCCGCUGGACCGCGAGGAGCUGGAGCUGCUGCAGUUCCGGGUGAGCGCGCGCGACGCGGGCGCGCCGCCGCUGGGCAGCAACGUGACGCUGCAGGUGUUCGUGCUGGACGAGAACGACAACGCGCCCGCGCUGCUGCCGCCGCCGCCGCCGUCGCCCUGGCCGCCGCACGGGUGGGCCGGGGGCGCGGGCGGCGGGGCGGGCGUGGUGAGCCAGCGGGUGGCGCGGUGGGUGGGCGCGGGCCAGGUGGUGGCGAAGGUGCGCGCGGUGGACGCGGACUCGGGCUACAACGCGUGGCUGUCGUACGAGCUGCAGGAGGCGGCGGCGGCGCCGGGGGGCGCGCGGAGCGCGUUCCGCGUGGGGCUGUACACGGGCGAGAUCAGCACGACGCGCGCCCUGGACGAGGCGGACGCGGCGCGCCAGCGCCUGCUGGUGCUGGUGAAGGACCACGGCGAGCCGGCGCUGACGGCCACGGCCACCGUGCUGCUGUGGCUGGAGGACGGCGGCGCGGCGCCCAAGGCGUCUUCGCGGCUGGUGGUGGGCCCCGCGGCGGCGGCGGAGGCGGCGCUGGUGGACGUGCACGUGUACCUGGUGGUGGCGAUCUGCGCGGUGUCGAGCCUGCUGGUGCUGACGCUGCUGGUGUACACGGCGCUGCGGUGCUCGGCGCCGCGCGGCGAGGGCGCGUGCGUGCCCGGGCCGGCCCGGCUGGUGUGCUCGAGCGCGGUGGGCAGCUGGUCUUCGUCUCCGCGGCGGCGGCGGGGCAGCGGCAGCAGGUGUGCUCUGGGGAGGGGCCGCCCAAGGCCGACCUCAUGGCCUUCAGCCCCAGCCUGCCUCCGUGUCCACUACCAGAUGGGGAAGUCGGAGAGCAGUCUACUGGAGGCGACACUUCUAGCAAGCCACGGCAGCCCAACCCUGACUGGCGUUACUCUGCCUCCCUGAGAGCAGGAAUGCACAGCUCUGUGCACCUGGAGGAGGCUGGCAUUCUACGGGCUGGUCCAGGAGGGCCUGAUCAGCAGUGGCCGACGGUAUCCAGUGCGACACCAGAACCAGAGGCAGGAGAGGUGUCCCCUCCAGUCGGUGCUGGUGUCAACAGCAACAGCUGGACCUUUAAAUACGGACCAGGCAACCCCAAACAAUCUGGUCCCGAACCCAAAAAGCAGACCCAAGUUUCCUUUCUCCUCCGCCGCAAAGGAGAGGCUUCCCAGCCCCGCCCGUGAGAGGUUGGACUCUCUGCCCUGUGCUCCGGGGAUCCUGUCUUGAUGACACUUGCAGGGCAGGCUGAAAGGUUUUGAGAUUGAGCAGCUUGAGUGUCUCUGGACACUGGGUAUGUGUGGCCACUGAGGGUCUGUGAGUGCCAGGUCGUGGUCGGGAUGGGCCAGGUUAGACUAGAAGGGCUGGGAAACAAAGGCCAAUGAACCGUGGGACGUGUGAAGUGCAAAGGGACCAGACUUUCUCAAUCUUACAACUCAAGAGGUGGUGGCCACCCUCUAGCAGACAAAACUCCCCCCCACUGACAAGGCUUUGGGAAUCCCUAGUCUCUGGGCUGUGGAGUCCCAUUGUACCUAAAAACUGCAUUUUACCUACAAGCCAAUAGUUCAGUGUUGAACAGGGGCCACCAGCCAGGGCAACAGAAGCAGAUCUGAUGUGUUUCCUCUAUUUGUCCUUGUGCUCACUUUAUUAAAAAUUCUUUUGCACACAAUGUUUAUGAAAAGGUCAGAUCCUUUUCCAGCGACACUUAUGCAAAAGCAAAAGAAAACCCCGACACCUCACUUUAUGCUGUUUGUUGUUUGAUAGAUUUAUUUAAAAAAGAGGAACAUCUAUAAACUAUAAACCUUUAAAGAGAAAUAUGAUGAAUACAUUUCCCCUAAAUGAUCCUCGAAAGAGAAGUCCGUCUACAGCCAUUGAAAUGACCAUUGCUGCUACAGAAGUGCUUUAAGAGAAUUGCCUGAAACAUCUGUAUUAUACUGGCCACCUGCCAAUCACAGCUUUACUCUUGCAGAUCACUCUGGGGCUGCCUCUUGCAUGUAUUAAUGACUAAAUAAAAGGAUCUUUCUCUCUCUCUUUUCUAAGAAACAAUUAUGUGCACUUUGAACACACAACCCUCUCUAGCCAACCAUAUCAAGACCCAGAAAUCGAAGAAAAACAUUGUUUUCUCAUACAUACAGUGAGCAGACUUUUCAGUCCUCUAAUUCUGUGAUUUGUCUUGGUGUGCUAGCCAACACCUCUUUGGUUUAGUUUUCUAUUUCUGUAACGCUCUGAAUUGCUAAUCUUGCUAACACCUAUGAUGUUAUCUGAACUCAAUCUCCCAUAUGUAUGCUGUAUGCUAGUAUAAGACUCCUGAAAUAUAUUUACUCUGUGCUUGUGUAUGUGGAUGUUAAUGCAACUAUUACCUAGAGUGAACUUUAAGCUUUAUUGUUGAAUGUAAUUCCAUUAUAUUUCCUUUUGUACACCUGUGGAAAAGUGGAGUAGUGUUUUGUUUUGUUUUGUUUUUUUUUAAACCAUUGUUAAUCAGCUUUUGUGUAUGAAAGACACAGUAAAAUUUCUUUCUUAAAUCAAGAGACUGGUGAUUCAAGGAAUUUUAUUUAUGGUCAGCCAAGAGCCCUCUCUUGCCAACACUCCUGCUGGCAAGGGAAUGGAUAAAGCUGUUUUUUUCUAGUAACAAUUCUGGAAUGAAUACCGAAGAUAUUCCCCAAGGGCGUGCAAGCGCAAAAUUGACCAAUCUGACCUCUUGGAAGUCACAGGAAUGCUUUGAAAUUCUAACAAUAGCUGGAAUAUCAGCUCAUAGAGAACAGGAAAAUUUACUGUCACCUUGAAUAAGAAAUUUUGAUUUUGUUGAAAUGUGCAAUUUAGAAGUUUGAUUAUUAUUAUCUUUUAAAAGUUAACAUAAAAGAGGUAGGAGUCUGUUGUUAAAACAAAACAUUCAAUCUCAAAAAAAAAAAAAAAAAA
Messenger RNA from Sus scrofa (pig), 7764 nucleotides. The record is from RefSeq and is a predicted model, not a curated record. NCBI's taxonomy places the organism in Eukaryota, Metazoa, Chordata, Mammalia, Artiodactyla, Suidae.